AUGCAGAGCCCAGUCGCAACGACCGACGGGCCAAAGGAGGAAUCCGCGAAGGCCAAGGCCAGGACGGUGGAGCUGUUCCAUCCAGAAUAUAUCAGCGGCCGACGUGAUACCUGCUGCCUAAACGGCCGUACCUGCGAGAUUGGCGAGGUGCGUGAUGGCGAAGACAGCGAUGAAUGGUCUGGCACGAUAACUUGCAGCUGGCAUGCCAUGAUGCCGCAGUGGGCUGGGAGAGACGACCCCUCGCAGUUUAUCUUGUGGUUUGGGAUUCAUCCUGACGUGGCCUUCAGGAUAUGUGAUCAUGCCACUAUUGCCGCUCUAACCGCACAUGGAGAGGAUGUGGACAACCCUACGAAAGAGCGAACUGAUGCCUACGAGGCUGCAUUCCAAGCAUUUGUUAAGGCCCUAAAGGAUCAUAGGUAUACAUGCCGCUGGAUGCGAGACCCUGACUCGCCGGUGUUCAUGGCAUACUGCGACUUCAUGCAGGCAAGGCGCACUGAACUCAAGCAUGUUGAACCAUCUCGGACUGGUCAGGAGGCUAUCAAUUCAGCAUGA
Aspergillus puulaauensis is the source of this 552-nucleotide messenger RNA. RefSeq lists its product as uncharacterized. The transcript is spliced from 2 exons. The coding region runs from base 1 to 552 and encodes 183 amino acids. Lineage: Eukaryota; Fungi; Ascomycota; Eurotiomycetes; Eurotiales; Aspergillaceae. The record is from RefSeq and is a predicted model, not a curated record.